CAGCGAUGGGUGCGCCUUCACCUACGCUCAUGAAUAUACACGUACUAAGAAGUCACAGGUAUAACACUAUGGAUAGUACCAUCUUCUGCAUGUGUAGCUAAACUGAAGCGUAUCAUGAAUGUCCGCCCGGUACCGCCUACUGCAUCAUCCUCAUCCUAUCUUCGAUUCGAUCCACACAUUACUCUGCUAUCCCUCCCUGCAAAUUCCUCUCUCUCUGCGUCUGUCUUGAGAGAUGCAGUAUCAAGUAUUCAGCUGUCUCUUGACAUAAAAUUCAUAUCAAUCGAUAUCGGGACGCACUUCUUUCGAUCCGUGUACAUUGCCGCGCAAUUGACGCCAGAGCUCGAGGAACUGCACAUGCAUGUACAUAAGAAGGUCGGCGUGGAACCAAGGACACCAAAGUAUCCACACGUGUCGUUGUGCUACAUCACAGACGAGGAUGCGCAGCAGGGAGAGAGAAAGGCUUUUUAUCGGGCAAUUGAACCCAAGAUACGAAAGGAAGACGAUGGCGUUAGCAUUGACUGCGGGGAGCUCACCGAGGAAUGGAUGAGUAGAUUUGUAGCAAACGAAAUUUGGAUUGCAGAAUGUAACGGUCCUGUAGAUGACUGGAGGAUUCUGGACAAGAUUCCAUUGCAGUUCGUUUGACAAAAAAUUCUCUAUGUUGAUAUCUAUCAGCGCUCGGAAGGCUUCAACCUUAGCACUUAGCACUUGGCUUCGAGCAUGUUUUUCCUCACCUGACUUUACCUCACCUGACUUUAAAUAGCUUGUCUAGCACCCAUUGUCAGCCAGAUAAAACUUACCAGAUAUUGCAUCGGG
Messenger RNA from Guyanagaster necrorhizus, 813 nucleotides. RefSeq lists its product as uncharacterized. Bases 115 to 642 code for a protein of 175 amino acids. NCBI's taxonomy places the organism in Eukaryota, Fungi, Basidiomycota, Agaricomycetes, Agaricales, Physalacriaceae. The transcript has a single exon. Gene Ontology annotation, biological process: cyclic nucleotide metabolic process. The record is from RefSeq and is a predicted model, not a curated record. Gene Ontology annotation, molecular function: 2',3'-cyclic-nucleotide 3'-phosphodiesterase activity.